UAUGGCUUAUCAUUGUUAAAAUUCUACCGAGCGGACUUUCUGUUAAAAGAUUUCGAAUUUCUUAGGGAUACGAUGAAUUAUUUCGAAAUAAUUUUAUCAUCUUGUUUUUUCGCUGUUAGUAUGCGUACCUGAUACUUAUGAUAUUCCGUGUAGGUGAAGCAGAUGCAAUUAGACAAUCUUUAAAAGAUGUGGGUAAAUCCAUACAUCUUGUAGCCGGCAAGCGGCGAAGAUACUAGACGCAUACUAUAUUCAAUGGAGUGGACUGUAUUCUUGUGAUUUUUCGCUUGAAGUAGAUUUUACCGUAUCUUCGAUUUGCGAGAAAAUUUUUAUUCCGAGUCUAGUUAAGUGUGUAAUCUCUACAGCGUAUAUCAUAUCAUGGCCUCGUCAAAUAGAAGAAUUCAAAUCGGCUCUGCUUGGUUUCAAACAAAGAUUAACCUAAGACCACAGCGUCGAGGUAUCCAUCACGUUACCGAGGAAAUCUUAAGAAGAAUUCCUGAACUCUGCGAAUUUUCAGUCGGACUUUGUCAUAUACAAAUUCUUCACACAUCAGCAAGUUUAGCACUAAAUGAAAAUUGGGAUCCAGAUGUUAGAGAUGAUGUAGAAAUGAUGCUUAAUAAAAUAGUUCCUGAAGGUUUGGCCUAUAGACACAGUUGUGAAGGACCAGAUGAUAUGCCAGCGCAUGUAAAGGCAUGUUUUCUGGGCUCUUCAUUGAGUAUUCCAAUUACUGAUGGCAAAUUGACUUUGGGUACGUGGCAAGGAAUUUGGUUGUGUGAACAUCGUAAUGAUGCUGGAAGUCGCAAAGUAGCUAUUACAUUGACGGGUUGUCUCAGGGAUCCUGCACGUAGUCCUUUGAGCCCUGUUAGUCCUAUUGCUUCUACUAGCAGCUAGGACCACUCACACCCCCAAAGGCGUAGCAAACGUCAGCUGCGCAUAUCUACAUCCAGUGAUUCAAGCUAGCAGCUGCUUAAUCUUAGACAAAUUCUAAGAGUAUAAUUCAGAAAAGAGUGUAUGGAUACUUCAAAAAUAUAUAAAUAUUACAUUUUCUUAUAUCCAUUCAUUAUCACAAAUUUCCAGCAUUUUUUAUAAUGGCAUAACUUGUAAAAUCAUAAAAAUAAUUGACAAUAUUUAUUAAUGUUCUUAUGCUUAUCUCAUAUAUCUUAUAUUUUUUUAUACAUAUAAAUAUAAUAUAUUUAUUACUUAUAUUUCAAUAAAUACAUAAAUAUUUAGUAAAUAUACAUUUUGAUUUUAUUUAGAUUAUAUAGAGACAUUUCUCUUUAAACUGAGUUAACAGUAACUAUCCAAAAAUGUGGUUCAUUGAAUAUAUAAUGUUGUUCAGUACUUAUAAACUGCCAAGGCAAUUGUAUAUUAUAUGCAUUCAGAAAUAAAUAUAAACGAAUUACAAGUAUCCUGCACUCUUCAUCGCUCUUAGAAAAUUAAUGUAAUGCAUUCCGAUAUAAUGCGUCCAAUACUCCGAAUUUAAUUACAUAGCUUUAUUUAAAUAAUUCUUUUGUAAAAAAAAAGAUUAAUAAAGAAAAUGGCAUUAAUAAUUGCUCAGCUGAGACCUUACAUCACUUUUUAUAAUAUGUAAGAAAAUCUCAGCUUGAGUAUGUGCAAUAUGUUAUAACUUUCUAACUCACUGCUUAUCAUAGGGUAGGCAUUUUUAAUGACGUUUCCAAUGCAUUUGGGGGUGUAUAUAGGUUACAAUCAACACUUCUUUGCUGUGCUAAUAUAUUUCUGCUAGAGAUAUCCACAUAAGUUAUAUUAAUAGUAACAACAUGUGGGCAACAAUUCAGUAUGAAAGUAGACAGUUAAGAGAAUCAUCAAACUAUGCAAAUAAUGAUUUAGACUUACUACAUUGUUAGGUAUUUACUGAUAAAAAUAUUCUAGAAACUUAAAUAAUCUAAUUAAAACAUAAAAUGUCAUCUAGAAAUGUAGCACUGCAAAGAGUUGUAAUAAAAAUUACCUACAAUGUUACUAAAAUAACCAAAGCUUAUCAUGGGAGCUUGUUAAUGUAUCUAAUGUACUGUAAAGCAAGCAGUCGAUGUUAGUUGUUAAUCUUUCUCAUAUAUAAUAUAAAUGGUCGUCCAUUAUGAUUAAUGAAUAUGCUUUAAUGUGAAGUAUCCAAUGCAAUUCAUAUAGCUUACAUA
Molecule: messenger RNA, 2147 nt
Organism: Bombus impatiens (common eastern bumble bee)
Lineage: Eukaryota; Metazoa; Arthropoda; Insecta; Hymenoptera; Apidae
Product: UPF0047 protein YjbQ
Exons: 4
Coding region: 376-888 (170 amino acids)
Source: RefSeq, a predicted model, not a curated record